UUGUGUCGACAAUAUGGGUAUACUUUGGUUUUGGACCUGAGUCCCAUUCAUGGUAUAGUAGUUUUUCCACCAGGGUUCCCUCAUGAUGAUUGACGAAUUUCCUAACUUGUUGAUCAAGAAAACUUGAUAACUGUGUAUCUAAAAAUCAAAAUAAAUUCCCAACUGCCGAGUGUCAAUUCACUCGAGACCCUACAGAAUCAAAAUUCCAAAAGUCACCAAAAGAUUUCCAGCCAAUAUCAAAGCGUAAACAAGGUCAGAUCCUUUAAGACAAAAAAAGGCUUCCAAAAAAGAUUAUGUAAUGGAAAAAAACGAAUAUGGAUUAGCCCUUAUGGUUUCCUAAACAAGCGAUAAUAUCCUUAAACAAACUAUUCUAUAGCAGGCAGCAGUAGUACUUGCAAUGAAACUGCUUGAGUUAUUUUGUAUUUCUUCUUCCUUGAGAAGAAGUUCUGUCGGGCAUGGUCAUUUAUACCUUUGCUUUACCUGUUCAUUGUCUUGGGCUCCAUUGUAAGAGGUAUUGUCUUUCCCAUUGUUCUACAUACAAUACCUCUUACAAUAGGGAUGGAGGAUUAUGAAAAAUAUAGACAUUUGGCUAGUGAGCAGGCUGAAAAAAGAGGCCAUUUUUUUCAAAAGGCACAGCAGGCCUACGCUUCUGGCCAUAAGGCAGAAGCACACGAGCUAAGCCAAAAUGGAAAAGAAUGUGGGAAUAAAAUGGAAGAAUACAAUCGUAAAGCUGCCUACGCAAUUUAUAUGUACAAGAACUCUCAAUGUCGACCAGAUGAAAUAGAUUUACAUGGUCUUUAUGUGGACGAAGCUGUACAAGCCGUUCGACAAAGAAUUCACAAUUGUAUUCAGAGGGGAGAGGGCCAUUUGCAUGUGAUUGUUGGCCAAGGCCAUCAUAGUGUGAAUCAUGUGGAAAAGUUAAAGCCAGCCGUAAUGCAGAUGCUCGAUCAAAACAAUUUCCGCUAUUCUCACGAGCCAAAUGAAGGUAGAAUUUAUGUCUCUCUUCCCCAUUCUGGAGGUGCACCUCCUCAACCCGCAUACGCAUCUCCUUACCAGCAACAUCAUCAGCAACAAAUGCCCCAGCAACAGCCUGCUGUUGUGCAAGGUAUCGAUCCCGAAACUGAAAAAGUCAUUGAGGAAGUCGUUACUUGCUGUCUCCCUCGUCUUAAGAAUCUCUGUGUAAUCAUGUAAACAUGAAAUAUUAACACAGGCACUCUUGCAUGCCUCAAACAGGAAGCAUCCCAUUCGCUAUUCACAAUUCGCUCUUUUUCAUAUCGAAUCAUUCUUAUUCUCUUAAUGUUGCUAUAAAUUGCACGAUAAGAUGAAGCAUAAUACGCAGGUUUUGUUUUCACUUCAAACUUAUCAUAAAGCUUGGUUCAAGAAGGGCAAUAAUGGUGUACACUUGAUUUUGUUUUGUCCGUUAUCUUUUUCUUACUUCAUUUUUUUAAUCUGUUGAAGUCUUAAUUACUAAAGUUGGUGUAAUUUCUUAUUUGUACAUUAGAGAUUUUCAACCCUGUUCUACAUAGAUCUCCAGUUCCUUUCGUUUUAUAAUAAUUUGCUUCUCUAGAUUUUACUAUUAAAAUCUUGAAUUUUAUAUUCAACAUUUG
This is a messenger RNA of Schizosaccharomyces octosporus yFS286, 1607 nucleotides long. RefSeq names its product SMR and DUF1771 domain-containing protein. Lineage: Eukaryota; Fungi; Ascomycota; Schizosaccharomycetes; Schizosaccharomycetales; Schizosaccharomycetaceae. Bases 559 to 1191 code for a protein of 210 amino acids. The transcript has 4 exons. The record is from RefSeq and is a predicted model, not a curated record.